Caenorhabditis auriculariae is the source of this 5884-nucleotide messenger RNA. NCBI's taxonomy places the organism in Eukaryota, Metazoa, Nematoda, Chromadorea, Rhabditida, Rhabditidae. The record is from the annotation of a GenBank genome assembly.
AUGGAAGAAACGAGUCGAUCUACGUCACCGGAGCCGACGAUGACGUCAAUAAGUUCGGUGGCAGCGGCGGCGGCUCCGUCGACGACGCCUUCUGUCAUGUAUUCUGCGAUCAACAAGGGCAAAUCCGUCGUUUGGAAUCACAUCGUGAUGGCCGAGGACGGCAACAAGGCCACCUGCCGUCAUUGCAGCAGCGAGUUCGCGAUUAAAGGUUCAUUUUGGGGGAGAAGCUUGGAUUUCUGACUUUGUCUGCGUCUCUUUUCUCUCAUCGUAGCGAGAAGUUAGAGAUCCGGAAAACAAGAGACGCAGAGAAGUCAGAGAUUCUCAAGCGGUAGAAGCUAAAACACAAAAAAUUAAAAAACCGAUUUUUCGACUUGUUCCUGUCACGAUUUGGAGCCGUCUGACUUCUCUGCGUCUCUUUUCUCUCCUCGCAGUAAGAAACUAGAGAUUGGGGGAAACGAGAGACGCAGAGAAAUCAGAGAUUCCGGCGGAUUUUUUUGAACCUUUUUUUUAAUCUAUAUUAAAGGAGCAUGUCCAAAUUUCAUAAAAGGUCUCGAAGCGAAAAGUCUUUUGCUUUUUUUAAUAUCUAACCGAAGAUUUUGGAAACUAUACUGUAGUUUCGACCUCCAGACGAUAAAAACCACUUAAGGGAUCAAUUAUAGUUGAAAAACUGUGCUCGAGAAUGCCGAAGUGGUCCCUAGAGGGGCUUGAGAAUAAAAUGCCACGACUUGGAACCGUCUGACUUCUCUGCGUCUCUUUUGUCUCAUUGGAAAAAGUGACAGCAAGAGAUCCGAGAAACGAGAGACGCAGAGAAAUCAGAGAUUCUCGCGGAUUUUUUUCAAUUUAUUGAGCUUCAUGUAGACUUUUGUUAAAGGAGCAUGAUCCAAUUUCAAAAAGGUCUUGAAGCGAAAAGCCGUUUUUUGCGUUUUUCAGUACCUAACCGAAGAUUUUUGCAAACUAUACUGUAGUUUCAACCUUCAGACGAUGAAAAACACUUAAAGGAUCACUUUCGAAAAACUGUCCUCAGCAAAGCUAGAGUGGCCCCUAGAAACAGCUUCUAUAGUGGACGGAGUAACGAUUCCUAAAAGACAAAUGAGUUAGUGGUCCCUAUAGGGAUGACGCAUAAAGCUCCGUAAAGCUCAAGUGGCCCUCUAGUGGUUUUUUUUUGAAUUUUGUAAAGAGUUAUGAUCCCCUAAAGCGGCCACUUCUGCAAGAUUUAGCGUCCCAAAGCAGGAUCCACCCCUCUAGGGACCACUUUGACGUCCUAAGUACAGUACCGCUCAAAAGUCUAUUAAGUUUUGGUUUUUUGGGGAUAUCUCAGCGAGUACUUAUCCGAUUUAUAUAUAACUUUCAGGGAUAAUGUAAAAUAUACUUUGAAACAUAUACGGUAUACAAAGACAUGUCCGCAAUGACUGUGACGCGUUUUAGGCAUUUUUUAUUGAAUUCCAUUUUUUUUGUUUUUUAUGCUUUUAUUUUUUUAUUUAUUUUUUUAUUAAAUUUUUUUAAAAUUAAUAAUGUUGCCAUAUGAUUUUUUUCAUGUUUUUCAGACAUGGGAAGAACCUUUGGAAAAAAGAAUUUGACUGAUAACGACAAAAGAGCCAUCGUUGUGGGUCGUCAAAAUGGACUGACCAUGAUGACGUUGGCAGGAAUGUUCGGCGUGACAGAGGCGGGCAUUUCUCAGUUCCUAAAGCGUCAGAAAGCUCAAGAUGGCUCUACUAACAGCCAACGCACUGGAAGACCACGUGUCACUGAUCGUAAUGGCGAUAGAAACAUUUUGAAGACGUCUAGAACCAAUCCAAGACUCACUGCCCCUGCGAUCAGACGGGAAGUUUUCUUGAAUUCGCCAUCUCCGCCAUCCGUCUCGACCGUGAAACGACGUCUGAAUGCUGCUGGAAUCAUGGGAAGACGUCCAGUGAAGAAACCGCUGAUUUCUGAAAAGAAUCGAGCCGCCAGGGUGAAGUGGGCGAAGGAGCAUCUCAACUGGACCCGUCAAGACUGGAACAAGAUUCUGUGGUCCGACGAAAGCAAGUUCCUCCUCUUCGGGAGUGACGGAAUUCAGUGGGUUCGUAGACCAAUUGGGUCCAGAUAUCAUCCGAAAUACCAAUUACCCACCGUGAAACAUGGUGGAGGUUCUUGCAUGGUGUGGGGCGCCUUCUCUGGAAGUGGCAUCGGACCGCUUCAUCGCGUGAACGGCAUCAUGGACAAGCACGUCUACAAAGACAUUCUCCAGAACCAGAUGUUGCCGCACUUGAGAGCCAUGGGCCGUGGGAGUGUUUAUCACCAGGAUAACGAUCCCAAGCACACUUCACUGUUCGUCAAGGUGAGAAAAUUGACAAGUAAUUCGUAUGGUUAUGAAACUCAAGACUGGUUCAAGAGCCGUCGGGUCAAUGUCAUGGGGUGGCCAAGUCAAUCUCCGGACCUGAACCCGAUCGAACAUCUCUGGGAAGAGUUGGAGCGACGUUGUGCCAACAAAAGAGCCAAGAAAUGCAACGAGAAGUUUGCUCAACUGCUGUCUGAAUGGAAUCAGAUCCCCAUGUCUACCAUCGACACUUUGCUCAAUUCUAUGCAGAGAAGAUGCCAGGCAGUGAUUGACGCCAGGGGCUUCGCAACCAAGUACUAGGUCCCGAAUAUUGUUUUUAACAAUGUUUUUGUGUUGAUAAAAAAAUUUUUUUGUUGAGCUAUGAUUUUUUUAAUUGAAAAUAGCAAAAAUUCGUUUUUUCGAAAAUUCGUUUUUUUCUCGAAAAAAAUUAUUAUUUUUUUGAGCUAGCAACUUGAAAUUUUGCCAGAACACGUAUGUCUCUCUCAGAAAACUAUGAAAAAAAAUUUGAAUCGAUAUCGCACUUCAAAAAAAAUUUAUCCCCAAAAAACCAAAACUUAAUAGACUUUUGAGCGGUACUGUAGAUGAUUUACAAUAAGCUGUCCAAAAGGACAAGUGGAUCCUUUAGGGGUUUUUCUGAAAGUUGAAAAGACGUAUGCCCCCCUAAAGUGGCCACUUUUGCAAGAUUCAACUCCUCUAGGGACCACUUUGACGUCCUAAGUAGAUGAUUUACAAGAAGUAGACCAACGAGAAAUGUCCUUCCAGGCGGCACCUCGGCCGUCCUCCGGCACCUGAAAGGCGUCCACGCCGCGGAAAUCGAAAACGACCCGGGUGCUUAUAAACCGACCGUGAGACGACGAAUGAAAACCGGCAUCGCUUCGACGAAAAAAGACGACGUCCCGACGCCGGAAGACCUCGUGACGACGCUGCUCCAGCACUGGAAGGCCGAACCCGACGCCGAUGAGGGCAAAGAGAACGACGCCGGCGUCGUCGUCAAAACCGAAACGGAUCAACGGGAGUUGAACGACCUGCUGGAGAUGUUCGUCCAGUCGACCUCGCAGAGUGUCCCAGAAGAUGUGUGUAAUUUCUUGUCUGUUCAUUGUCAUAUUUUUGUGGGUUACGGUAUCCAAAAGUCUGCAAUUUGUAGGGUACGGUAUCCGAAAGUCUGCAACUUGUAGGGUACGGUAUCCGAAAGUCUGCAACUUGUAGGGUACGGUAUCCGAAAGUCUGCAAUUUGUAGGGUACGGUAUCCAAAGGUCUGCAAUUUGUGGGGUACGGUAUCCCAAAUUCUGCAAUUUGUAGGGUACGGUGUCCAAAAGUCUGCAAUUUGUCGUGAAGUUAAGGACAGAGAAAAACGACUUGAUAUUGAUGACGUCAUUUCGAAAAAAAAUGCGAAAAAUGACGUCAUUCUGGGCAAAAUUCAAAAAAGUGGCGUCACUUCGGACUUUCAGCUACCGUACACCUUUUUCACUCUUUCUGUAUUUUUUGUUUUUCUAAUUUUGCUCUUUUUCUCCAGGUCUUUUUUUUUUCAAUACCUUUUCCAGGUUUCGGUCCGAUACGUCCCCAACGGGACCAAUGGAGCCCGUUCAAGUGCCGAACCGACGAGGAAAAGACCGGCAGCCGAGGCUUCCGUCACUCCUGGACCUACUCCGGAUAAGGGUGAGUUCUAAAUAAUGAACUUCGAAAAUCGUAGAAAUGUAGAAGAAAUGUUUUUUUAGGGUGACAAAGGUUCCUUUUUGCGCCAUUUUAUCGGCUCUUAUGCACCAUUUUUUUUUGUCACUCCCUUUUUCCACCAUUUUUUAAGCCUCUAAAAUCCCGGAAGAAACGAAAGGAUCGACAACGGGACUUAUUUCGCUGCCUUUUUGCAGCCUUUUUGCAGCCUUUUUGCAGCCCUUUUGCAGCCUUUUUGCGGCCUUUUUGCAGCCUUUUCGGACCCCUCCUUUUUAGCGGCCAUUAUCCACCUUUCCGACUUCGCCCGAGUUUAGCAAAAACUAAAAUUUCAAGAAAAAAAAAAUCAAGCUAUUGUUUUUCUUCCGAACUCUUAACUAUCGAUUGAAGUUUAAUAAAAAUCCCUCCUUUUUUCAAAAGUUUUUUUUUUGGGUAAUCGAGGUGUUUUAGCGGUGUGUCGUUCGAAAAAAAUGUAUUCGUUCUUUUCUCCUGGGUAAAUUUUGAGUGGCCACUUUAGGGUCUUAGCGUUUAGUGGCUACUAUAGUGCUCAAAUAAGUGGCCACUUGAGAGGUUAACGUUUAGUGGCCUCUUUAGAAGCCUAAGAGUUCCUAGAACACUUAAAACUGCUAUAGGGACCACUAAGAAGCAAAAUAGUGGUUUUUAAAAGAGUGGUUUUAGUGACCUCUUUAGUGUCAUCUAAGUCACUACAAAAAAAAAAUUUAAAAAAAUUUAUGUAUAUCAUGUCAGACAGGUUUCAAAUCAAUGAAGUCACUUUUCUGAAAAUUAUUUUAUGACGUCAUUUUCUAUUUUCCAGCGAAACGGUACCAGACCUCCAUGGCCUCCCGGGCCUCCCCGCCGGCCCUCGUUCAGAAUGGCUUUGGCGCCGGGAUCUCCAUGUACCCCGGCGACGAGGAAAUCCGGGAACUCACCAAGAGAUCCCUCCAGGCGACCAUUGAGAGGGUUCGUUUGAUUUGAAGCAUUUUUAAGGUAAUAAGGGUGCUUCAAAGUUUGAAAUUGACUGUAUUUGUUGAAAAAAUAAUGAUUUUUAAGCUUUUUGAGCAAAAAAUGAUGAGUAUUUGGGCAUUUUUGAAAGGAUAUUGAAAAAGGAUAGUCAUUUUAAAUUAAUCAAGAGAAGAUUUUAGGAAAAAAAAAGAGGGAAAAAAAGAGUUAGAAAGCAAAAAAAUUGGCUGUAUUUGUUGAGAAAAAUAAGAAUUUUUUUAACGCCUGUGAGAAAAAAACCGAUGGAUUUUUUUGAUAUUUUUUUCGAAGAAAUUUUUUUCCUUUUUUUCAAAUUUUUUUCGAAGUCAAUACUCACUUGAACAGUUUUGGAAUGAAAUUAGAAAAAAAAACAGAAAAAAACGGUUUUUAGAGCCCAAAAUCGCGUCAAUCUGUUGAAAAAUUAGCCAUUUUUGGGGUUUUUAGCCACUUAAGAGGUCCCUCAAAGACUUGGGGAGGACAGUGGCCACUUGAAAAAAUAUCUACAGAAGCCAUUAUUUUGCGUCUAAGUGGCCACUAUAGUAGUUUUAAGAGGUCUAAUGAGACUUCUAAUGAGGCCCCCUAAUGUUUAGCCACUAUAGUGGCCUCUUAAAUGAAAAAACCCUAAAGUGGCAACUUAACUUGUUAAGACGUUCCUUAAAGACUAAUUGGGGAGGACACUGAAGUGGCCACUAUAGUAGUUUUUAGCGGUCUAGUAGUAGUAAUGAGACUUCUAAAGAGGCCACUUGAACGUUAAAACCCUAAAGUGACAACUAUAAAUUUUCACAUUAUCCGUUUGAACCCUAAAGAGUUCACUUGGAUUUUUUCAAGCUUUCAAAAAAUUUUUUUUUUCAGGAAGAAGCGAUGACGCAGUACUACCGCAUGAAGACGAAAUACGUCGAAAUGCAGAUCCAAACAAAUCGUUAA